ACACACAAAAAAAAAAAGUAAGAGAGAGAGAAAGAAACAAAAACCAGGAUCAAAAUCAAACCAAAUCAAAAACAAACAAUUUUUGUUAAAGAAGAAGAGGAAGAAGAAGAAAAACACCAAACAAAAAUUCUAUCUUCUUCCUUUAGAGGAAUUUCAAUGCGAAACUCCUCUACAAAUCUCUGAAGAAGAAGACAUCCAUAAUAAUAAUGGCAUUAUCAUCAGGAUCAAAAAAACAAACCCUAUUCAUAUCAUCUCUUAUAUUAUUAUGGUAUUCAUCAAACAUUGGUGUUCUUCUUCUAAAUAAAUAUUUAUUAUCAAAUUAUGGAUUCAAAUUUCCAAUAUUUCUCACAAUGUGUCAUAUGUCAGCUUGUGCAUUACUUAGUUACAUUUCCAUUGUUAUAUUGAAAAUUGUUCCUCUUCAGAUGAUCAAUUCAAGAAAACAGUUCUUCAAAAUCUCAACAUUAAGUGUUGUUUUUUGUUGUUCUGUUGUUGGUGGUAAUAUUUCUCUCAGAUAUCUUCCUGUUUCUUUUAAUCAAGCUGUUGGAGCUACAACUCCAUUUUUUACAGCUUUUUUUGCUUAUUUAAUGACUUUCAAAAGAGAAGCCUGGGUUACUUAUGCUGCUCUCGUUCCUGUUGUUACUGGUGUUGUCAUCGCAAGUGGGGGUGAACCGAGUUUUCACUUGUAUGGCUUCAUAAUGUGCAUCAGUGCAACAGCUGCUAGGGCGUUCAAGUCUGUACUCCAGGGCGUCUUACUUUCUUCUGAAGGGGAAAAGUUGAACUCCAUGAAUUUGAUGCUGUACAUGUCUCCUAUUGCUGUUCUUGUUCUAUUGCCUGCAACAAUACUAAUGGAACCUAACAUGUUGGAUACCAUUUUCUUGCUUGGGAGAAAGCAUAAGUUCAUGUGGCUACUUCUCUUAGUGAACUCUGUAAUGGCAUACGCUGCGAACUUGUCCAACUUUUUGGUGACCAAGCAUACAAGUGCAUUAACACUGCAGGUGCUGGGAAAUGCAAAGGGUGCCGUGGCUGUUGUCAUCUCGAUACUUCUGUUCCGCAAUCCUGUCACUUUUAUUGGAAUAGCUGGAUACUCCCUGACAGUUAUUGGUGUAAUUGUUUAUGGAGAAACAAAGCGGCGUUUUAAGUAAAUGAAGCACUCUCCACCUUCAACAUUUAUUCAAAUUUUGUUACAUCACGAAGAAGUUAGCGGCAAGGAGGUACAAGCUGAAGUUUCUAGAAGGAAGAUUUUGACAACAAUUGGGUUGCUUAUCAUAUUUCAUAUUUUCAGCGAAAACCUGGUUGGAUUUCUUUCCAUUUAAUUUUUUGGGUCCAUAUAUAACGUAUUGAUCGAUAGUAGAUCCUGAUUAGAUUAAGAUGUCUCAUUAGCUAUUAGAGCCGGAAUCUUUGUCAAAUUCAAAUUCAUGGAAAGAUGGAAAUAUUCUAUAUCUUUUUUCUUCUUAAUUAGCUAUUCCAUUUGUCUCAUUAGCUAUUAGAGCCGGAAUCUUUGUCAAAUUCAAAUUCAUGGAAAGAUGGAGAUAUUCUAUAUCUUUUUUCUU
Papaver somniferum (opium poppy) is the source of this 1550-nucleotide messenger RNA. Its product is annotated as UDP-URONIC ACID TRANSPORTER 1. The coding region runs from base 207 to 1142 and encodes 311 amino acids. Lineage: Eukaryota; Viridiplantae; Streptophyta; Magnoliopsida; Ranunculales; Papaveraceae. The transcript has 4 exons. Gene Ontology annotation, molecular function: antiporter activity. The record is from RefSeq and is a predicted model, not a curated record. Gene Ontology annotation, cellular component: Golgi apparatus.